AUGGGAGAAGAAGUGGAAAAGUGGAAACAGAAAGUGAUGGAGCAGCAAAAGAAGUUGACUGAGCAACAGCAGCUUAUAGACGCCAAGCGCGCGGACGAAGAGCAGCUAAGAAACGCGGUGCAUCAGCAGCAGCAACAAUUAGUGCAGCAACAUCAGCAACUACAACAGUUGCAACAGGGAGCCGUACCACCACCAUCUCAAAAUGUGAGUUUCUUUUCAACGACAGGAUCGCUGUCGGAAUUUCAAAUAGGCGAAGAUUGGGACCUGUACCAAGAGAGGUUAGGACAAUACUUCGUGGCAAACAACGUGGCUGACGAGCGACGUGUAGCAGUGCUGAUUACGCUAGUAGGUCAGGAAGCCUAUAAAAUUUUAAAAGAUUUGUGUGAUCCAGUAUUACCAGCAGCGAAAACUUAUAAAGAAUUGUGUGAUAUAUUAAAAAUCCAGUUCGCACCCCGAAUUUCGGUGUUUGAAGAAAGAAUAGAAUAUUACGAUUUGCAUCAAAAAGAACAAGAAACUAUUAAUGAGUGGUAUGCCCGAGUUAAAAAUAAGGCGAUUAAUUGCAAGUUCGCUUCCCAAUUGGACGACAAGAUUAAAGAUAAGUUUGUCACAGGCAUGAGAAAAGGGCCUAUACUUGAUCGAGUAUGUGAAGAGGAACAUACAGUUACUCUGAGUGCGAUAUUGGAAACGGCCCGGAACAAGGAAGCAGCUAUGAGGUCAAGGACACAGGUUACGGAAGUACACCGGAUCAACGCAAGCAGUGUGACAGGGUCUGGCAGGCGCGUAGCAGACAACCGCAGUCGAGAUCAGAAUUCAAGACAGCAAGGACAACAGAAGUCGACCAACGAGAAAAAGUGCAAUCAUUGUGGUGAGACACGACACAAUUUUGCGAAGUGUAAAUAUAAAGAAUAUAAAUGUUCUAAUUGUCAGAAAAUAGGGCACUUAAGGAAAGUAUGUAAAGCUAGCCAAGCGAAAGUGUCAGGGACACAUUGUUUAGACAUAGAUAAGCAAAGUGACGAGGUCGUCGAGGAGAAUCUUGAUUUUAUUGACAUGUUUAGCCUGGUAAGUGGAGAUACAGAACCAGUAAUGGUUGAUUUAGUCAUAGAAGGAAAGCCUGUACGAGCUGAGAUAGAUUCGGGAGCAGGCAGGUCCGUAAUGUCUGAGCGAAUAUACAAAGAGAAAUUUAAAGACUGUAAAUUAGUUAGUACCAAAGUAAGAUUAAGGAUGUACGAUGGCAGUAUUAUAGUACCCGAAGGGCAAAUAGAAGUAGGCAUUCAGUAUAAAGAAAAGCAAUACAAAGGCUCAUUCGUAAUAGUGAAACAGGGUAGUAGACCAUUAGUUGGGAGAGACCUGAUGAAGCUACUAGGGUUUGAAAUAACAACGUUAAAUGUUUUACAAAAUGAAAAAGAUUUACAAGUUCUGCUAAAGGAGCAUUCAAGCCUGUUCGAUGCUUUUAAGAAAGAAAUAAGUGAGCAACUUGAUGACCUGGAAAAGAAAGGGGUUAUCGAAUUAAUAGAUGACAAUAGUUGGGGAACGCCGUUAGUGCCCGUCAUGAAAGAAAAUGGAAAACUUCGCAUAUGUGGGGAUUACAAGACCACGGUCAACAAAAUGAUAGAAGAUGUUAAGCAUCCGCUACCAAGAAUAGAGGAGCUUUUUGCGGCACUAAGUGGUGGAAAAUUAUUCACUAAGCUAGAUUUUACAAAUGCGUACAACCAAUUAGAAAUAACUGAAGAGACUGGUAAACUUUUAGCUUGGAGCACGCAUCAGGUAGUAACUGGAAGAAAUGAAACAGAGCAUUUAAAAAAUUUAGAAGAAGUCUUUGUGAGAUUAUCAAAAGCAGGUUUCAAACUAAAUUUAAAGAAAUGUGUUUUCUUUCAACCAGAAAUAAAGUAUGUAGGACAUGUGAUAGACAAAAAUGGUCUUCGCAAAGAUCCAGAAAAAGUAAAAGCAAUGAUAGAGGUUGCGAGGCCUCAAGAUGCGUCAGGGGUUAAAGCGUUUAUAGGAAUGGUUAAUUAUUACGGGAAGUUUAUACCAAGAUUAUCUGAGGUAUUGGCACCGUUAUACGCCAUUCAAAAAGAGAACACGUUCAACUGGUCAAAAGAAUGCGAAAAAGCUUUUCAAACAGUAAAAGUAGAAUUAUCAUCUGAACGGAAUUUAGUUCACUUUAACCCGGAAUUACCAAUUAAGUUAGUAUGUGAUGCGUCUAAAGUAGGAAUAGGAGCAGUAUUAUUACAUAUUCUAGCCGACGGUUCAGAAAAACCAUUUGCAUAUGCUUCAAGAGUAUUGCAAGGAGCAGAAAAAAAUUAUGCAGUAGUUCAGAAGGAAGCAUUAGCAAUAUAUUGGGCAGUUAAAAAAUUUUAUCAAUAUCUAAUGGGUAAUGAAUUUAUUCUAUGUACCGACCACAAGCCUCUUACAGCAUUAUUUGGGGAAAAGAAAGGGAUAUCUCAAAUGGCAGCAGGAAGGCUACAGCGUUGGGCAUUGUUUUUAAGUGGAUUCAAAUACUCUUUUAAGUAUAUCAAGGGAGUAGAUAAUGGUGCAGCGGACGGACUGUCUAGAUUACCUAGAGUGAGCAAAGAAGAGAAAGUAGAAGUAGAGAUAUACAUAGAUUAUGUUAGCGAAGAAAAGAUGCCAAUUAAAGCAGAUGAUAUAAGAAAGGCAUUGCGCGUGGAUGAAACAUUAAGUAAGGUAUAUUUAUAUGCUAGAGAGGGAUGGCCAAAUAGAGUCGAAGACGAAACUUUCAAACCAUAUUUUGUACGUAAGAACGAGAUCAGUAUUGAAAAGGGAUUACUUUUGUGGGGGUAUAGGAUUAUUAUUCCACAAAAAUUCAGACAGCAAAUGCUUGAAGAAGUUCAUGGCACCCACAUGGGUAUUACAAAAAUGAAAGCAGUAGCCAGACAAUAUAUGUGGUGGCCAAGUUUAGACAAGCAAAUAGAAGAGUACAUACAAAAUUGUGAACCCUGUAGGUUAAGUGCGAAACAACCGGAAAAGACGAGUUUAAUUAAGUUCAGAGAACCCGAAUGUGCUUGGGACAGAAUACACAUAGAUUUUUUAGGACCGUACAGAGGAAAAACAUACCUAUUAAUAAUAGAUGCCUAUUCCCGUUGGCCUGAAACUUUUGAAAUGUCACGAACAGAUUCGGAAAAUACAAUUGAAAAGUUGAGAGAAUGUUGUGCUCGAUUCGGACUGCCGCCACCGUACCAUCCAUCUACUAAUGGAUUAGCUGAGAAUGCGGUAGGAUCUUUUAAGAGAGGGAUAGACAAACUAGUCAAGGAUAAGAAAAAUGACUCAACGAAAAUAUCAACACUCAUAACUAGAUAUUUAGCUUCGUACAGAAAUGCACCUCACAUUAGUACAGGCGACACCCCGGCAAAGCGAAUGUUAGGUCGAGAAACUAGGACUAGACUAAGUCUACUGAGUAAAACAUUAAUUGAGACAACAAGAGAAAGACAAGUCAAAUAUUUCCAUGGUAGGAGAGAAAUAGACUUGGAAGAGGGAGACAAGGUUUAUAUAAGAAAUUAUAAAGACCCUGCGAAACCGACAUGGGAACCAGCAAUAAUUAAAACAGUUUUAGGCAGUAGAACAUAUCUCUAUCAGCCAAAAGAAAGACAGGAAGUUACAGUUAAAAGACACACUGAUCAGAUAAUUAGAGCUGGAGAGUUCUGUAAAGAUGAAACAAAAGAUCUACAAAACAAUAACACUGAGGCUAUAGAAAAUAAAAAUGAAACUCUUAGUCAAGAAAGUAAAAGAUUAGAGCUAAGUAACGAUGUAACUACUUGUAAGAACAAAGUACAAGCUAGUUUUAAGGACGCUAUACCAAAAGUACAAAUAAAUAAAGAGCAGACGGAAAACGAGACUGAAGUACCUAAAUGUAACAUAGAAAUUAAGAAACCAGAUGUAUUACUAGAUGUUAACCAAAGAAAAAAAAGAAUUGUGAAACCUGUUGUAAAACUAAAUCUAUAA
Diprion similis is the source of this 3957-nucleotide messenger RNA. RefSeq lists its product as uncharacterized. The transcript has 4 exons. The record is from RefSeq and is a predicted model, not a curated record. Gene Ontology annotation, biological process: proteolysis; DNA integration. Gene Ontology annotation, molecular function: zinc ion binding; aspartic-type endopeptidase activity; nucleic acid binding. Bases 1 to 3957 code for a protein of 1318 amino acids. NCBI's taxonomy places the organism in Eukaryota, Metazoa, Arthropoda, Insecta, Hymenoptera, Diprionidae.